AAAGUUAUUCCAGAAUGGCAGACCAGCUGGCCUUUACCAUGGAGAACCGUGAGCGUAUCGCGGCUGUGGAAAAUUCUUUUGGGCCAAGUGGCAAGGUUCUGUUGGAACCAAGCCGAAUUUUGGUUGGCGAAGGACGUUUGUUGAAACUGUGCCGACGGGGUCCACAACCCAAAGCUUUCUUCCUCUUUAACGACAUUCUCGUCUAUGGCAGUAUCAUAGUUCCAGGUCGGUGGAACAGCAACCAGCAGAUUAUUCCUCUUCACGAGGUACAGCAGGAGGAUUUAGAGGAUGGGGUUGAAAUGACACACCAGUGGCUCAUCCGUACUCCGCGCAAGUCUUUCUACGUGGCGGCAGCUUCGUCGGAGGAAAAACGAGAAUGGAUGCAGCAUAUCGAGGAAUGCCGGGCCCAGCAGCUCGAGCGUAUGGGUCUGUCCAAGGAAAAUUCCACGGGAGAUUUUGCCGCCACGUGGAUUCCCGACCGGGCUUCGGACAUCUGCAUGCGUUGCACUGAACGAUUCCGCGUUACUCAGAGAAAGCACCACUGCCGAUACUGCGGUUUCAUAGUUUGUAAUAGCUGCUCAAAGGGCCGUGCCGUGCUCCUGCACAUCUCCAACAAACCGGUGCGAGUUUGCCGGCCAUGUAUCGUCAUCCUCCAGGAGCAAGCAACAAGGAGAAACAGGAAUGAGUCGCUGGAGGAGGCUUCCAUGCCUGAAUAUGACGCCUCUAGUGAGGAGGACUGUGAGGAACAGAAUGAGAACCACGAGCCAACCUCAUGGUUCAAUACCCCGCAGGAACCUUCCUGGUCCCCUUACUGCUACUUUAAACCAGAGCAUGCAAAGCCCCCUGUUUGUGGCAUGUGAAAUGUGAAACUUUUGAAACUUUUGACUGUGUCUGGCACACUUUUGGGAGAAAAAGACAUUUUUAAGGAGAAAAAAGGAAGUAUGUACACUACGCUUGUGGAAUAUGUCCCAGAAAUAU
Molecule: messenger RNA, 978 nt
Organism: Chanos chanos (milkfish)
Lineage: Eukaryota; Metazoa; Chordata; Actinopteri; Gonorynchiformes; Chanidae
Gene: plekhf1
Product: pleckstrin homology domain containing, family F (with FYVE domain) member 1
Exons: 1
Coding region: 15-860 (281 amino acids)
Biological process (GO): endosome to lysosome transport; endosome organization
Cellular component (GO): early endosome
Molecular function (GO): phosphatidylinositol binding; metal ion binding
Source: RefSeq, a predicted model, not a curated record